AUGCUAUCUGUAGAACAGUAUACAGAACAAGUGAGAACUUUGACUCAACAGUGCAUCGAAACCUUUGAUCGAUUUAUGGAUGUAAGAAUUACUUUUUUUAACAUCUUAGGAAUCCUACGAUAGAGUCAAUGGAGCCAUUGACUCCAUUUACGAGUAAAUGUAUUUAAAGCCAGCACUUGAAUAGAAGAAGGACCAAAGAAUAAGUACCGAACUUGUAAAAUUACCUGAUGCUCCUCAAUUAAAAAUAGAAAUGAUCAUCAAUAUCACUCCUGAUGAGACCAAAUCAUUUAGGUAAAAAUUUAUUUAUUUAUAAUAGAUGUUUGUAAUAAUAGAAGGUGCAAGUAGUAGUACAAGAAGAGCAGGAGCUAUUUGAGAGAUAGGAAGAUCUCGGAUAGAUUUUAGCCAAUGCUAAUUAGACCAUUAUUGAUGAUGAUGACUCAUCAUCAAUAUUUAAGAAACUCUUAGAUAUGCUCUUAAUAAACUAUAUUAAUGAUUUUAUAUUUUCAUUUAAGAUUUUAUAGAUUUUUAUAGUAUGCUCAAAGCUUUGA
This is a messenger RNA of Paramecium primaurelia, 548 nucleotides long. Lineage: Eukaryota; Ciliophora; Oligohymenophorea; Peniculida; Parameciidae. The record is from the annotation of a GenBank genome assembly.